UCUCCAUGGUCCAAUACGUACGAUCCUCCGCUGGACGAUGGGGCGUUGCCGUCCGAUAAGCUACGUAAUCUUGAAAUUGAAAUGAACGCUGCACUUGAAGCCUACAGAGAUGCAUAUUUUGAAGGUGGUGUAUCUUCAGUUUAUUUUUGGGAUCUGGAUUAUGGCUUUGCUGGCGUUGUCCUUAUCAAAAAAAUUGGUGACGGCCUGCGUAAUAUCGAGGGCUGCUGGGACUCCAUACAUGUUAUUGAAAUACAGGAAAAAUACCAAUGUGAGGAGGGCUUUUUCUGGACCAUGCUGCACUGGAGCGCGAAGAAAGUGUGUGAAGCGUAA
Molecule: messenger RNA, 330 nt
Organism: Gongylonema pulchrum
Lineage: Eukaryota; Metazoa; Nematoda; Chromadorea; Rhabditida; Gongylonematidae
Source: the annotation of a GenBank genome assembly